This is a messenger RNA of Anarrhichthys ocellatus (wolf-eel), 10797 nucleotides long. Its product is annotated as msx2-interacting protein. The record is from RefSeq and is a predicted model, not a curated record. NCBI's taxonomy places the organism in Eukaryota, Metazoa, Chordata, Actinopteri, Perciformes, Anarhichadidae. Gene Ontology annotation, molecular function: RNA binding. Bases 206 to 9922 code for a protein of 3238 amino acids. The transcript has 15 exons.
CCCAAAACCACCAGGAGCGAGUCGCACGCGCGUACACGUGCAUGGACCGAGGACGCAUCAGCUAAAGCUAAACGGGCAGCAGGCUACAGGCCCAGAUUAUUCACGGAGUCCCCCGUCGUUCAUUUUGUUCAGGCGGACCUCCGACCGGCAGGGAUUAGAAACGUGCAUGAUCAUAUGAGUGUGAAGGGGGGAAGAAUCGCGCAAGAUGGUUCGGGAAACCAGACACCUUUGGGUGGGAAAUUUACCCGAACAUGUUCGAGAGGAGAAAAUUGUGGAGCAUUUUAAACGGUAUGGACGUGUGGAAAGUGUUAAAGUCCUGCGGAAGCGAGGGUCAGAGGGUGGUGUGGCAGCCUUUGUGGAUUUUGUGGAUAUCAAAAGUGCGCAGAAGGCUCACAACGCUGUCAACAAGAUGGGAGACAGGGACCUUCGGACUGACUACAAUGAACCUGGGUCAGUCCCUAGUGCUGUUCGGGGCCUUGAAGACAGCUCACCCUCGAGCAGUCGAGACGUUACAGCAUUCACUAGGGGAACAGUUGGUCCAGUGUUUGGCCCACCUGUUUCCCUUCACACCAGAGAGGGACGUUAUGAACGGAGAAUAGAUGGUAGCACAGAAAGCCGUGAACGUGCGUAUGACCACAGCCCGUACGGACACCAUGAGCGCAGUGGCACUUUCGAAAGACAGCGUCACUACAACGCAGACUAUUACCGUGAUCGUUCCAUGUUUGCUGCUGCUGGUCCAGGAAGCAGUGCCAUCGGGGGGAGCUUUGAGGCAACAGACCCACAUUUUGACUCUAGAAUUCGAGACCCCUUUACUCUGACUAACUCUACACGACGUGACCUAUACAGAGAUGACAGAGGACGACGGGUUGAUAGAACCUACCAUCACCGCCGGAGCCGAUCAUCUCAUUCCUCACAGUCGAGGCACCCUUCCCCACAACGGACCACGGGACAAACCCCCAAAACGCCUCAUUCCCCUAAAAGAGCUCCUUUGUCCCCCGGGAGAGGUCCACGAUCUCGAUCCCACAGCAGAUCUUCAAGCUCCGAUUCUGUCAGCAGCACCAGCAGCACGGGCAGCGGCAGCGAUUCAAACAGCAGCUCCAGUGAUGGUUCUCGGGCGCACUCUGCUCAGUCUUCAGCUACACACGCCCCGACUCAGUCUUCUAUGGGGCUUGACUCCGAUGAGCCACGCAGAAGCUUUGGAAUUAAAGUGCAAAACCUACCAGUGCGCUCCACGGACACGAGUUUAAAAGAUGGACUUUUCCAUGAAUUCAAGAAACAUGGGAAAGUGACCUCAGUGCAGAUCCAUGGAGCUUCAGAAGACCGCUAUGGUUUGGUGUUCUUCAGGCAACAAGAGGAUCAAGAGAAAGCCCUCACUGUCUCCAAAGGAAAGCUCUUCUUCGGCAUGCUUAUCGAAGUCACGGCCUGGAAUGGCCCAGAAACGGAGAGUGAAAAUGAAUUCAGGCCCUUGGAUGGGCGGAUAGAUGAGUUCCACCCAAAGGCCACAAGGACACUGUUUAUAGGCAACCUUGAGAAGACCACCAGUUAUCAACAACUCCUUGACAUUUUUCAACGCUUUGGAGAAAUUGUGGACAUUGACAUCAAGAAAGUAAAUGGAGUUCCCCAAUAUGCCUUUGUGCAGUAUUCUGAUAUUGCCAGUGUCUGCAAGGCCAUUAAGAAGAUGGAUGGAGAGUAUCUGGGAAGCAACAGACUAAAGCUUGGGUUUGGGAAGAGUAUGCCCACGACGUGUGUUUGGCUCGAUGGUUUAGCAACCAGUGUCACAGAGCAAUACCUCACACGGCAUUUCUGCCGCUAUGGACAUGUAGUUAAGGUUGUGUUUGAUAGAUUGAAAGGGAUGGGCCUCAUCUUGUACAACAACACAGAUUUUGCUCAGGCAGCUGUAAGGGAGACCAAAGGUUGGAAGAUUGGAGGCAAUAAAAUAAAGGUGGAUUUUGCAAGUCAAGAGAGUCAGAUGGCAUUCUACCGAUCUAUGCAGGCAUCUGGUCAAGACAUUAGAGACAUCUAUGAAAUUCCUGCUGAACGACGAGAGGAACGCAGACCCCCAUACCAUGAAUUUCCUACAGAAAGGGCUUACUAUGAGAAUAUACGAGCAACCCCUGGCAUCUAUCCAGAGGAAGCUCGAAGAGACUUUGCUGCUCGCAGUAGAGAACGUUUUCCUGAACUGGAAAACUAUCAAGGAGAGCACUUUGACCCACGUUAUCAUGAAGACCCAAGAGACUACCGGGAUUACAGAGACCCCUUUGAACAAGACAUCCGAAAAUACACAUAUAUUCAAAGAGAGCGAGAAAGAGAGCGAGAACGUUUUGAGGCUGACCGCACCAGGUGGAGCCCUUCCCAUCCGAGGCGACCUGUUACUCCUACAGUAUCGCCUUCACCAUCUGAGCGGGUUCCCAGAGACCCAGAACGUCGGGUUUACAGCCAGUCCUCUGAGCGAAGUGGUAGUGUGAGUUCAAUGUCGCCACCACACUUUGAUAAAUCUGAAAAGACCCUGCUGGAAGUUGCCACGAAGAGUGAUAAGACCAGCCAACCAGAUCGUGUGGCAGGUGCUGAGAAAACCAAACGUGCAAAACGAAAAGAGAAAGGUGACAAAGACAAAGCUGAGAAGAUUAAAUCAAGGAAAGCAAAGGGGCAAUCUCCAUCCAAUCCUCUACCUGAACCAGAGCUUGAGACAAGUUUAGAUGGAGGGGCUGGAAGAGGACGGGGAUCAGACCAGGAUGCUCAUGAGAAGCAGAAAAGUAAAGGGGAUGGAGAGUCUCUUACUGGAAAUCAGUCGUCAACUGCUCAUCAUGACUCUGUAAAAAGUGAAAGAUCUGAAAUGAGUAAAGGUGAGAAUUCAGACUUGGAUGGAAAAAACAGACUCAAGAAACAUCUUAAGCCUGACGUUGGAAAUGAUGGGAAAGAUUUAUCGGUGGAUUCAGAUCGCCUUGCUGCAAGAAAAAGGCGCUUUGCUGAUUCCGGUGGCAGGACUAUUCGUCAGAAAAGAAGCAGGCAUGAGGAGGAGGAUGUUUUUCCCGCUGAGUUUGGUGCUGGUGCUACAUAUUCAAAAGAGUCGGACACCGACAAAAACAAAGAUUCACAACGGAGAGAUUCAAGACUCAAAGCUGAAAAAAGUGGCACUCAGAAGGAUAGUCAAGAGGACCUUAGAGGGCAAAGAGAGAAGUCGGAGGGAUCUUUGGAUCCACUGGAGUCAAAACGACAUCCAGGGCACACUUCAUCCCGAAGGUUUUCCCAUGAAGGGAUUCCAGACCAAAGCAGUAUAAGAGAGCAAGAACACCUCGCUGCUUUCAAAUUUGGUGCUCCGAAUGCUGACUCUGACAAAAGUGGUAAAAACAAGGAAGGCUAUGUUGAUAUUGACCUCUCUCAGAGUUACCGCAAGCAAAUGGAGCAAAAUAGACGGUUGCACCAGCAGCAACAGCAGCGUGAGUCUGACAAAUCUGACAAACCAGGAAGUCCUCUAGGAAGUGAAGCAGAGGACUUGGAACAUCGCAGUCUUGUGCAUGAAGUUGGUAAACCACCUGAGGAUGUCACAGAUAAUUUCCCAUCUCACAAACUAAAGAAACUAGACCUCUUUGAAACUGACCCAGGAAUUAAGAGGGAGCGAGUCUACAGGAGCUUUCGUCAAAAGAGUGAAGAUCCUGACUGGAACAACAUCUCUCCAGGACAUCAGCACUUCCCUCACCAUGUGGAUGAGGACUUCGUGGACCCUUCUCAGAAAGAGUUAUGUCUAAAUGAGGAAAAGAUUCACCCAGAUCUAGAGCUAUUGGUCAAAAGGACACAUAACACACAGGCAAACAAGCCAAACACUCCUUCACUUAGUGUGGAAGAAGAGCAACAAAAGAGAUGGGAGAGCAGAGUUAACAAAGACUUGUUACCUGACCUGAACCUUUCUGGAAGUCUAAGUAAGAACAUUCACAAUCGCAAGCGUUUGGAAUAUGGUAUUUGGCAUGACUUGGAGCCCGGGGAAGUACGAUCCGACUCUGAGGAGGACCGAGAGAACAAACCCCACUCUCCCAUGCCGUCCACAUCUAUGCCUUUUACCGAGAGGCCAAGGGUUGACAGGUUUUCAGACCCCAAACUAGCACAUCUUGAAAGAAACAAAUUCUACUCCUUUGCACUUGAUCAAACUAUCACACCUGAUACAAAGGCUCUGCUCGAACGUGCAAAAUCUCUCUCCUCUUCAAGAGAAGAUAACUGGUCAUUUUUGGAUUAUGAUUCUCACUUUGCAAGUUUACGCAACAGAAAGGAUACUGAGAAGGUAGAAUCAGCACCGCGGCCGACACCUUCCUGGUACAUGAAAAAGAAAAAGAUUCGAAGUGGAUCCGAAGACAAAGUUGAUGACAGGAAGGAGGAGCCUAAGCCAGAGCAGCAGGAACGCAGGGAACUCUUUGCCUCACGCUUCCUUCACAGCCCCGUCUUUGAGCUGGACUCUAGGCGACUUCAACACUUGGAACGCAAACAUGAAGAACCUGAACAUACACAAAACCAGCAGCCUGGUCAGCAAGGGACAGGAGAUGGUGAACUUGACACAGGGCCAGUUGUCCUUUUCCAUAGUCGUUUUUUGGAACUCACACGACUGCAACAGCAGAAGAAUAAACCCCAUCAGCUACAAGAGGUAAAAGUAGAAACAGUGCCCAUAGAUGAGAUUAAAGUGGAAAAGGCACCUGUUGAAGAGCAACACGCUUUGCAGUCGCCUGAAACAAUGGAAUCUAUCAUGGAGCCAGAAAUUAAACCGAUCAGUCCUGCUGAAGAACUGAUCUCUGAACCCAGAAUCACACCAACUUCUGUAACCCAAUCUGUGGUCAAAGAAGAGAAAUGUGUUGCGUUAAUCCGAGCCCCUCUAUUUACCCCUGUGUCUGUCAUAAAGGAAGAGAUAAAAGAAGAGGUGACAGAAAAUGAACCCGUCAUACCCAUGCACCACCCAUUACCUGAGGCACCAUCUGACACUGAACCUGCACAAAUGGCAGCACCUGAACCCAGUUUUUCAGUGUAUAGAUGUAAACUGUCUCCAUCUGAAGGGAAAUUGGAUAUUACUGAGGAUGUAAAACCUCUCUGUAUUGAAAAACCAUGCCGGCGUGAUUCUCACGAUGAGUUUGUUAGCAUUUCAGAAGCAGAGCUGGAUCCUGAGACAACACAACCAGAAGUGCCUGAAGCUGCUAGUCCCACACCACCUAGUCUUCUAGAGGAAGAGAAAGAAAGCCACACUGUUUGGAAAGCAGAAGCAGAGCCCGAGGUAGAGAGAAAACUUCAAGUUAGUAAAUUGCAGAUGCCCAUUGAUAAUGACACAAAUGACGAGCCAGUCUCACCUCAGAAAGAGCAUAAAACAAAAGAAAUGAAAAAUAAAAAGUGCAAACAGUCACCUGCUCAAGUUUCUCCAGUUCCCAUCAUAUCGACACGCAAGAGUGAGCGUAUUGACAAAGAGAAGCUGAAACGUGGAUCAUCCCCAAGAGCUGAAUCAAGGUCCACAGGCAAAUCUCCUAUUCAUGGAUCAGAAGCUGAUAUGUCAGAGCCGGGCAUAUCCGCAGGCAGAGCAAGACGAAGGAACGUUAAAUCAGUGUAUGCCACUCCAGUUGAAGAUGAUGCGCCAGUUCGUUCUGGAAAGGAAACGGAGUCACCGCGCUCUGCGCGAAAGCGAGCUACAGAUAAAGAUGCAACACAACAGAAUAUCGAACAGGAUCCACCUGCCCCAAUCCCUACAACUAAACGGGGACGUCCUCCCAAGAAUCGCAGACAAGGCGAUGAGAGUUCAACAGUUAAAGUCGAAAAAUCUAAAAUGGACAAUAAAGAUACAGAUUCAAAUGAAUCCGAAGGUGGGGAACGAAUCCCAAGAGUGUCAAAAGGAAAAACAUCCCCUCAUGGCACAAAGAGUUCAUUGAAUCCAAUGUCAACAGUCCUAGGAUCUGGAUCAACAAGGAAAGGGGAAAAAAUUGAGGUGGCUGAUGAUGAUCAGGAAAUGGAUUUCACAGAUGAAGAUUCCUUGGCUUUGCAAGAUUCAUCAAGUUCAAGUAAAGAAGAACCAACUAUAAAAGUUGACCAAAAGAACGAGGAGAAAGACAAACAGGGAAAGGAAUUGGGCAGAAAUAAAGAUGUUUUCCAUGAAAAAGCUUGUGAAGGUAAAUCAAAUGGGGAAGAGACGGAUUCCCAAGUCUUAGAAGAGAAACCCACCCUGGAAAAAGACAGGAUUGUUAGAGGAAAGACCAAGUUGACAAGGACUCCCAAGUCUCCUGUUCUUAAGAACCUCAAAAUCAGACUGAAUGUGACGGAGGUGAAAGAUCUUCUUCAAUUAGGGGAUGAUGAACAAGAAGAUUCUUUAAAAAAGUUAAAACCUGGUGACCAGAGUGAUCAUGUUUCAAAGUCUACUAAUACCGACAAAGACGAAAAAGAAAAUGCCACUUUGGAAAACAAAGAGCUUCUGGAAUCGCCAAAAAACUUAAUUUCACAGCUGGAAUUGGAGCAGGCUCUGAGGAACAUUGCUAAACUUACAGAUCCAGCUUUCCCAACAGAACCAUCGACGCAACCCGUCCCGCAAACAGAAGUGAAAAGUGAGCCAGAGGAAGAAAAGCCUUCCAAUCCUGCUAGCGAGACAGAACUCAUGGCUGCUAUUGACUCCAUAACUGCCGAAGAUGGAACUGUAUCAUUAGCUCCAGCAGCUCCAUUAGCUCCAUCACCUCCAUCAAAGGCAGAUGUAGGUUCAGAACCUGAACCAGACUUGAUUUUGCCUGCCAAGGAAAAUGAACCUCAGACAAAUAUACCUGCUGUACAGGAGGAGGCUGUCUUAUCUGCCACACCCAAAAAGGGCAACAAGGGAAGACCUAGACGUUCUAAAGUCCCAAAGCAAGUAAGAAAAGAUUCAAAGGAAGGACCUUCAAUCAGUGAGGAGUUGACGACUCCUUUAGCAGAUAGCCCACCUUCCAGUGUAAAGACUGUUCCUGCAACAACUCCAUCAGCAGCAACUACUGGGGUUAUUACUUCUACUACAUGGAGGCCAGAACCAGAGCCUUUAGCUGUCAAGGUUUCAGAUGUAAACGCAGAGUCCGAGUCAUCUUCUGAAGAACCGAUUCAACAUCUUAAAUCUGUUAACCCCCAGUCUAAGAGUCAAAUAUGCCCAAAGCCUCAACAGGUGCCACCUGAAUGCAUCUCCCCUUCCCUGUCUCCCCUAGCCAACAGGCCAAAUAUCAGACCCAUUCAAACAAGCAGAAUUCCUGUUUCUCCACCAGAUUGGCGCCAUCAGGCUAAAGAGAUGGGAGUCUCCUCUUUAUCUCUCAUGCCGUUGGCGUCCAAGGAAAACCAGCCUUUACCCUCCGACUCUGAAAACAUGGAUAUAGAUCAUGGCACAAGUGACUUGAGGCAGAUUCUUAUGAAACAUAAAAAUAUUUCGUUGCCAGGCAGUAGUUCUAUUCCGAGUAAUCUACCCACCCUGCGAGAUCAGAACCCCUCUGAAAGUAAUACUCAAUCAGCUGUUGUGCCAAAUAAGUCACCACUUUCUGGCAGUGGGAUGGCAGCUCAUCCAGCUCCACCUAUUGUUCGAGCUCCAGCCUCACUAUCAUCUCCUGAGACUAAGUCUGUGAUCUCUGUCAUUGCGUCCACUGCAACCUCUGUUAUCAGUCGUGUUUGCAACCCUCCUGAGCCUCCUGAGGACAAAGUAAACAUGAACAUUGGAAAUCCCUGUGUUGACAUGACUCUACCCAAACCAGCCUAUAGGCCCAGCAAAGACGAUGCUGGAUCAUACCACGGACCAUCUGUUGGUGAUGGAGGCGGAAGUGCUGCACGCUUCAUUGUCGAAAGCCCGACUCUUGGUACAGGGUCUUGUCCAGGUCUGAGAGUAAAUACUUCUGAAGGAGUGGUAGUCUUGAGCCACUCGGGCCAGAAAACAGAGGGACCACAGAGGAUUAGUGCAAAAAUAAGUCAGAUCCCACAAGCAACAGCAGGUGACAUGGAAUCUCAGCAGCUGGUGUCCAUGCCGCAGAUAAAACAGGAAAUGUAUGGUCAUUCUCAUUUAGGACUUCAGAAGGGGCCUUCAUUGCAGACAGAUCACGGGCAUCCUGGUAAGACGCAGUCAACUUUGUCUUCUAUUAAACAAGAAAGCAGUGGUUUGGAAAAGAUGGAAUCUACUUACCAGUCUGGACCUCAAGGAGUAGUGAAGCGUCUCACACAGGGUAGCCAGCAAGUAAUGAGUUACCAUCAAGAUUACAUGCCAAUAAAACAUCAAAAGAAAAUGGACAAUGCUGAUCCUCACACUACGGAUGGAGCUAAACCAACUUGGACCUCUGCUAUAAGUCCUGCAAUUAGCCCCCAUUUGCCCUCUCCACCUGGCAACCAUGUAGGAUUUGUUACAACGGCUGGUGACAGAGCAACCUCCCACAUCAGUGGGAUCAAACAGGAGCCGCGAUCCCCUCGCAAGUCAGGUCAUCCACACACUCAGUUUACUAAAGUGUCCUCUCCCGUAGGCUCGUCGUCACCUAAGGGCCUACCAGUGAUGUUAUCCACUGGCCUUCCUGCCAUGCAACAGUUUAUUACCGGUGUACACCAUGCAGAGCAGUCGGUUAUCAUGCAACCUCACAGUGUGCCCGGAGGCUUGGGACGGAUGUCUCCUCACCGCGUUAACCAGUCAAUUCCAGUGGGGCAUCUUGUCCAAGGAGACGUUCGGGUCAAUACUCCCCCUCUCUCUGUGAUGAGCUAUGGGAUGCACAGUGAGCCUCUCCCCUCUUGGUCUGGUCCCAUGCAGUCACGGCCCACCUCACCCCAGCCUGUCGGCAGAGACAAGGUUCUCAAGGUGAACCCCGGUUCUUUGAGGGGUCAUGACGGGGAACAGGAAGAAGCCAGACGCUUUCACCAGGCUUCAGGAAGACAGUCUGCUACACAGUUAAAACCGGAGGCUAUGCAGUCAGAUCCUCGCGGGCCUCUGCGGACCAGUGUCCCGUUAGAAACGUACAUGGCACAAAGAGAUAUGCGUGUCCUCUUGCACCAACAGGGAGAACGAUUGGCCACUGACUCUCAUUCUGGACACAUUCAAGAGACCCUUCCCUCCUCUUCUACAUCCUCCAGCCUGCCCGUAUCUUUGUCUCCAAGAGCACAUGUUCUGCCUAAAGGUGUGUCUGAGAAGGAUAUAACCAAGCCAUUAGAGGCAAAGAGACCACACUCUCCUCUUCCUAAAGAUGGAAUGAUGGCGAUCAGACAAACCGGGCAAGCUAUGGCAUCUCCCCAGAGAGUUCAGCUAAUGCCACCAGGAUCUAGUGGCUCAUUCCCAGAGUAUACUGGGAUGUACUCGAACCCGAGAGGCAUCCAUUCUCAAAUACCAGAGACGUCUCCUGUUGGACUUAACCAGCCACCACUGACCGUCACACCAACCAUGGGUGCAGACCCCCAGACAAAACCAGAUGGCAAGAUGUCGCAGCCUGUUAAUAUGGUGCAGCUGCUGACGAAAUACCCUAUUGUGUGGCAAGGCCUGCUGGCACUGAAGAACGACACAGCUGCAGUCCAGUUGCAUUUUGUGUGCGGUAACAAAGCUUUGGCUCAUCGGUCUCUGCCGCUUCAAGAAGGAGGCGCGUUGCUUAGGAUAGUCCAGAGAAUGAGGCUCGAGGCUUCACAACUAGAGAGUGUAGCCCGGAGAAUGACGGGAGACACCGACUUCUGUCUUCUCCUCGCUUUGCCUUGUGGACGAGAUCAAGACGACGUGCUGAACCAAACUCAAGCUCUUAAGUCCGCUUUCAUCAACUACUUGCAGGCAAAGUUGGCAGCUGGUAUCAUUAAUAUCCCCAACCCAGGUUCCAAUCAGCCUGCCUAUGUGCUACAGAUUUUCCCACAAUGCGAGUUUUCAGAGAGCCACUUAUCUCAGCUGGCCCCCGACCUUCUCAACAGGAUCUCCAGCAUCUCACCACACCUCAUGAUUGUCAUCACCUCUGUGUAACCGUCACUGCUGGAAGCCGUAUCAUCAAUGGACGUUCUUGCGGAUGAGCCUCAGGAAACCAGAGGAAUAAGAGAACUUGUUUUUUUUUUUUCCCCCUUGACACAAUGGGAAUGUGUAGGAUGAUACCCUAUCAACGUUUUUUGUUUUAAGUCUAUUUUUUCUUUUGUCACUCCCGUCGGGUGUUUUGGUCUUCCUCAAAAGAACUCGGAUCGACAAACCAGUAUCAGUCUUAUUUGACCAUUUCUCUGCUGUAUUUCUAUUUAUUGGAGUUUUAUUUUAAUGUUCGAAGAUGCUCUGAAGAAAAAGAAAUCAGGAUGUUUGGUGAACGAGUGACUAUCUUGGUGGCCUUUUUUCUUUCAUCUGUCUUUUAUUGAUUGUCAUAUUAAUUUCUUCACAAGGGUGGAUCAUAGAAGCCUUUACACCGCAAUGGCUAAAAAGACAUUUCAACAUGUCAUUUUAAAUAAUUAUGUACAGACUAUCUCGCCCAGGCUUUCUCUUAGAGGAGGAAUUAAGUGUAAAACUCUGGAGACCCUGUAGAGGACCACGGUCGUUUAACCAGCUCUGCUCUUUUCUCACAAUACUGAAGCAGCACCUGCCUUUGCAAUGAACAAGCUACAUUAUGAUUUGGGAGUUUUUGAAUACAGGACUUGUAAAUAUUUUAAAUAUUUAAACUUUGACAAUGGAACUUGGACAACUUAACAGAGACUUGAACUCUGGGACAAACCCGAAUGCAGAGUGUGAGAUUUAGAUGGAUAUCCUUGAUUUUUGGGUGUAAAUACUUGUAACACAAGAAGGUUGGCGAACUCUCCCGUGGAGUCUGCUGAUUGCACUUCAUAUUUUGUAACUCAAAUAAAACAAACUCAAGAAAACUUUAA